Molecule: messenger RNA, 5004 nt
Organism: Antrostomus carolinensis (chuck-will's-widow)
Lineage: Eukaryota; Metazoa; Chordata; Aves; Caprimulgiformes; Caprimulgidae
Product: disco-interacting protein 2 homolog B
Exons: 37
Coding region: 106-4635 (1509 amino acids)
Source: RefSeq, a predicted model, not a curated record
AUCACACAAAAGGGGUAUGAGAAGAAGAGAGCAAAGCUUCUGGCUCCGUAUGUUCCACAAACCCAAGGGGUUGAUCCAGCAUUACAGAAGGAAUCCAGAACUCAGAUGCCUGUUCCAUCUGCAACUCCAGCCUCAGCAUCAUCAUCAUCAUCCUCCUCCUCAUCCAAAUUUCACCGAGCUCGCUCAGGGGGAGCCAGAGAUGAGCGCUAUCGAUCUGAUAUCCACACAGAAGCGGUUCAAGCAGCACUGGCAAAACACAAAGAGCAGAAGAUGGCCCUGCCCAUGCCAACCAAAAGACGGUCUACCUUUGUUCAGUCUCCAGCUGAUGCCUGCACUCCCCCAGACACGUCUUCCGCAUCCGAGGAUGAGGGGUCGCUAAGGCGCCAAGCUGCUCUUUCUGCUGCAUUGCAUCAGAGCUUACAGAAUGCUGAGUCUUGGAUCAACCGAUCUAUUCAGGGGUCAUCCACAUCUUCAUCAGCAUCUUCUACACUUUCCCAUGGAGAAGGCAAAGGGACCAGUGGGUCACUAGCUGAUGUAUUUGCCAAUACUCGAAUAGAAACUUUCUCAGUUCCCCCAGAUGUCACAGCAACUACCUCCUCUUCCUCAGCACGCCCAGCAGCGAUUGACCUUCCUCCUUCAGGGAUCGUGAAAGGGAUGCACAAGGGAUCUAACCGGUCUAGUCUCAUGGAUACUGCUGAUGGUGUUCCUGUGAGUAGUAGAGUCUCCACAAAAAUUCAACAGUUGCUUAACACCUUGAAAAGACCGAAAAGACCACCCCUAAAAGAAUUUUUUGUGGAUGAUUUUGAAGAAAUUGUGGAAGUUCCGCAGCCUGACCCAAAUCAGCCCAAGCCAGAGGGACGCCAGAUGACACCUGUGAAGGGAGAACCCCUGGGAGUUGUUUGUAACUGGCCUCCUGCCUUAGAAGCAGCACUGCAGCGCUGGGGAACCACACAAGCUAAAUGUCCCUGUCUGACAGCACUGGAUGUUACAGGAAAACCAGUUUACACCCUCACCUAUGGCAAAUUGUGGAGCAGAAGUCUCAAGCUGGCCUACACACUGCUUAAUAAACUGGGGACCAAAAAUGAACCCGUGUUAAAACCUGGAGAUAGGGUAGCCCUUGUUUAUCCCAACAAUGACCCAGUCAUGUUUAUGGUGGCAUUUUACGGCUGUCUCCUAGCAGAAGUCAUACCCGUGCCUAUAGAGGUACCUCUUACCAGAAAGGAUGCUGGUGGUCAGCAGAUUGGUUUUCUCCUGGGAAGCUGUGGUAUUGCUUUGGCCCUCACCACUGAAGUUUGUCUGAAAGGGCUUCCAAAAACCCAAAAUGGAGAAAUCGUGCAGUUUAAAGGUUGGCCCAGACUCAAAUGGGUUGUGACAGAUUCAAAAUAUCUCUCCAAAUCUCCAAAGGACUGGCAGCCCAACAUCUCCGCUGCAGGAACUGAGCCAGCAUACAUUGAGUACAAGACGAGCAAAGAGGGCAGUGUCAUGGGUGUUACAGUGUCUCGGAUCGCCAUGCUGUCUCACUGUCAAGCCUUGUCUCAGGCCUGCAAUUAUUCUGAAGGUGAAACGAUAGUGAAUGUUUUGGAUUUUAAGAAGGAUGCAGGGUUGUGGCAUGGCAUUCUAACGAAUGUAAUGAACAAACUUCAUACCAUCAGUGUGCCCUAUUCUGUGAUGAAAACCUGUCCACUCUCAUGGGUGCAGAGAGUUCAUGCCCACAAAGCAAAAGUUGCUUUAGUCAAGUGUCGAGACUUGCACUGGGCCAUGAUGGCCCAUCGAGACCAAAGAGACGUCAGCUUGAGUUCUCUGCGCAUGCUGAUUGUCACUGAUGGUGCAAAUCCUUGGUCUGUUUCCUCAUGUGAUGCCUUCCUCAGCUUGUUUCAGAGCCAUGGGCUUAAACCAGAGGCAAUUUGUCCGUGUGCCACAUCUCCAGAAGCGAUGACUAUUGCAAUACGGAGGCCUGGGGUCCCUGGGGCACCUUUGCCUGGAAGAGCCAUCCUGUCCAUGAACGGGCUGAGUUUCGGUGUGAUUCGUGUCAACACUGAAGAUAAAAACUCUGCUCUCACUGUCCAGGACGUUGGCCAUGUGAUGCCAGGAGGAAUGAUGUGUAUAGUGAAACCUGAUGGACCACCUCAGCUCUGUAAAACAGAUGAGAUUGGUGAAAUCUGUGUUAGCUCCAGAGCAGGAGGAAUGAUGUAUUAUGGGCUGGCAGGGGUGACAAAGAAUACAUUUGAGGUUAUCCCUGUGAACUCAGCUGGCUCUCCAGUGGGUGAUGUGCCAUUUGUCCGUUCUGGCUUGCUGGGGUUUGUUGGACCUGGCAGUUUGGUGUUUGUGGUUGGAAAAAUGGAUGGAUUGCUGACGGUUAGCGGACGGAGACAUAAUGCUGAUGACAUCGUAGCAACUGGAUUGGCAGUAGAGUCAAUAAAAACAGUUUACAGAGGAAGGAUUGCUGUCUUCUCAGUAUCUGUCUUCUAUGAUGAGAGGAUUGUGGUGGUUGCAGAGCAGAGGCCAGAUGCAUCUGAAGAGGACAGUUUUCAGUGGAUGAGUCGAGUGCUGCAGGCGAUUGACAGCAUUCACCAAGUGGGUGUAUAUUGCCUUGCUCUCGUGCCAGCCAAUACAUUGCCAAAAACUCCACUGGGAGGAAUCCAUAUCUCUCAAACUAAACAGCACUUUCUGGAAGGCUCUUUGCACCCGUGUAACAUCCUCAUGUGCCCGCACACGUGUGUGACGAACUUGCCAAAACCCAGGCAGAAACAACCAGGCGUUGGCCCUGCCUCUGUGAUGGUGGGGAACCUGGUUGCUGGGAAGCGUAUUGCUCAAGCCUCUGGAAGAGAUCUUGGUCAAAUAGAAGACAAUGAUUUAGUUAAAAAGCACCAGUUCCUGACAGAGGUCUUACAGUGGAGAGCUCAAGCAACUCCUGACCACCCACUCUUCCUUUUAUUAAAUGCCAAGGGAACUACUGUGUGCACAGCCACCUGCCUUCAGUUGCACAAAAAAGCUGAGAGAAUUGCGUCAGUUCUGUGUGACAAAGGACAUCUCAAUGCAGGAGACAAUGUGGUGCUUCUUUAUCCUCCUGGCAUUGAGCUAAUCACCGCGUUCUAUGGCUGUUUGUACGCUGGCUGCAUCCCUGUGACCGUGAGACCACCUCAUGCUCAGAGCCUCACUGCUACUCUGCCCACUGUGCGAAUGAUCGUGGAAGUCAGCAAAGCUGCCUGUAUUCUCACAACUCAGACCUUAAUGAGACUACUGAAAUCCAGAGAGGCAGCUGCUGCUGUAGAUGUGAAAACCUGGCCAACCAUCAUUGACACAGAUGACUUGCCCAGGAAGCGGCUGUCUCAGAUCUAUAAGCCACCUACACCUGAAAUGUUAGCAUAUCUAGAUUUUAGUGUUUCCACAACAGGCAUGCUUACAGGAGUAAAGAUGUCCCAUGCGGCGGUGAGUGGCCUUUGCAGGGCAAUCAAGCUGCAGUGUGAGCUCUACUCCUCUCGGCAGAUCGCAAUUUGUCUUGACCCCUAUUGUGGACUGGGUUUUGUGCUCUGGUGCCUUUGCAGUGUGUAUUCUGGACACCAGUCAAUUUUAAUUCCUCCUAUGGAGCUGGAAUCCAAUCUUUUUCUCUGGUUAUCUACUGUCAGCCAGUAUAAAAUAAGGGACACUUUCUGUUCCUAUUCAGUCAUGGAACUGUGCACAAAGGGACUUGGAAACCAAGUUGAAAUGUUAAAGGCACGAGGAAUUAAUCUGUCCUGUGUCCGGACUUGUGUGGUAGUUGCAGAGGAACGGCCACGAGUUUCUCUCACUCACUCCUUCUCCAAACUCUUCAAAGACAUUGGCCUGUCCUCUCGUGCUGUAAGCACCACCUUCGGGUCAAGAGUCAACGUUGCUAUCUGUUUACAGGGAACAUCUGGACCUGAUCCCACCACGGUGUAUGUAGAUCUGAAAUCCUUGAGACAUGACAGAGUACGUCUGGUGGAAAGGGGAGCUCCACAAAGCCUGCUACUUUCAGAAUCUGGGAAGAUUUUACCUGGAGUCAAAGUAGUCAUUGUUAAUCCUGAGACAAAAGGGCCUCUUGGAGAUUCUCAUCUCGGGGAGAUUUGGGUCAAUAGUCCACACACAGCCAGUGGCUACUACACUAUCUAUGACAAUGAAACCCUUCAAGCUGAUCAUUUCAACACUCGUCUGAGCUUUGGUGACGCUGCUCAGACGCUUUGGGCUCGGACUGGAUACCUUGGUUUUGUUCGUCGGACAGAACUCACGGCUGCCAGCGGAGAGCGCCACGAUGCACUGUAUGUUGUUGGAGCACUGGAUGAGACUUUGGAACUGAGGGGACUGCGUUACCAUCCAAUUGAUAUUGAGACUUCUGUAUCUCGAACGCACAGAAGCAUUGCUGAAUGUGCUGUAUUCACAUGGACCAACUUGCUGGUGGUUGUUGUGGAGCUGUGUGGCUGUGAACAGGAAGCUCUGGAUUUAGUUCCUCUAGUUACAAAUGUGGUCCUGGAAGAACAUUACCUAAUUGUGGGAGUGGUGGUGGUAGUGGAUCCUGGAGUUAUUCCUAUCAAUUCCAGAGGAGAGAAACAACGAAUGCAUCUCCGUGACAGUUUUCUAGCUGAUCAGUUAGACCCCAUAUAUGUAGCCUAUAACAUGUAACAUGCAUGGGGGAAGUGAUGUUCAGAAACUUGGCGGGACCACUAAACGACAGAGCGUGGCUAGAGAAAUGAAGCUGGUGAAUAUUACUAAUACUUGAUAUAAAGUUUGAGAUUGCUGCCAUAUUUCCCUUCAUCUCAUCCUGUGGUAUUUAAGAUCACAUUAAACUACCAACGGACAAAAGGAAAUGUGGUAGACAAUGGAAAACAUUGACAACAGUUUACUGAAAUAUUAGCUUUAUAGAAAAUGCAAAGUUGACAAGUGUGUGAGCUACAAAAUUCCUAAGGCCUUUACAGUAGUGUUACUUUUUUUUUUUUCAUCUGUUGUACAUAUUUGUAUUUUUAUCUAAUACUGGUUUAGGAUUCUAUAAGG